Sturnus vulgaris (Common starling) is the source of this 3267-nucleotide messenger RNA. RefSeq names its product coiled-coil domain containing 66 (gene CCDC66). The record is from RefSeq and is a predicted model, not a curated record. Gene Ontology annotation, molecular function: microtubule binding. Gene Ontology annotation, cellular component: cilium; microtubule. Gene Ontology annotation, biological process: cilium assembly. NCBI's taxonomy places the organism in Eukaryota, Metazoa, Chordata, Aves, Passeriformes, Sturnidae.
GGCUCGGUGGCCGCCGGGCAGCGCCAUGAACCUGGGUGAUGGACUGAAGCUUGAAACUGAAGUGCUGGAUGGAAAGCCUAGGCUAAUUUUAGCUUCUUCUGAUAAAUCAAAGCCUGCCAUGAAGAUGGGUAAUAAAGCCAGAGCACCUAAACAGGCAUUGAGAAUGAAGCACACUGGACUCAUCUUGAGGCCAACACAAAAUGCUUGUAUCAAGCAGGAAAGUUUAACAAAACCAAGGAGUGAAUCAAGCUUAUCAAUGACAAAAGGUGAAAAACUGCAAGUUAAUAAACAUUCCUCACAUGAAACCACAACUAAAGGUUGCUCUUUGAUUUUCCAAAGAGAUAAGACAAACAGAGAUCCUGAUUCAGAGGAUCCUAGUAUUGUGAAAAAAACUAAACACAAACCUCAAGCCCCACAUGUAUCAGCUGAAGACUUAAAAAGUUUGGUGUGUUUAACACAAGCACAGCUUCAACAGAUUUUGAAGAUUGUUAAAGAAGGAAGAAGCAUCUCUGAGACUCAUGAAAAGGAAGAGGAAGUGGCUAUUAAUGAUGCAUCAGAGGAAAAUGUUACACCAUCACUCCAAGAAGAUUGUGAAGUGUCCCCAGUUCCAGAUGAAGCAAACUCUCAUUCAGGCAGAAAACAAGAAGCACAUCCACAGCCAGGACAGAGAGUAAUAAAGGAUUCAUGGAAACCUGCUGACUUGUUUAGUACCUUGGGUGAAAGAGAAAGGGAGAAAGCCUUAUUGGAAUUUAAAAAGACCCAGUGGAAGAAGGAAUUAGAUGAACAGGUAGCACUGAAGAAGAAACUGAAAGAAGCUUUGGAUGGAGAGGUGGGUUAUUUCUGGGCACAACUUGGCAGUAAUAAAACCCAUAAAGUGGAAACUCCUGACCCAGACCAGACAGUGUUUCCAGCUGACUCAGUUCAUGGCACUGAGGAGAACUCUGCCUGUAGAGCUGCUUUAGCCACAGAGGCUGAUGGAGUUGCACUGAAUGUUCCCAGAGCUCCAGCUGGGCAGUCUGCUGAUGUCAGUUCUGACUUUCCAGCUGGCAGCUGCACAGCAUUGGCUUUCAGGGAAGCUGUGCCACAGGAGCGACCUUUCAGUGCUUUGAAGCACGAGCAACAGAAGAAGUGGCUUGAAGAGUUGAACAAGCAGAAGGAAGAAGCUAAACUACAAAAAAUAGAAGAAAAACUUAAUUUAUCAAAGGCAGAAGAGCGUGACAGAUGGGAAAUGCAUUUUGAUUCUUUUAAGAACCACUUUAAUGCUAAUGCACAACACCCCUUAAAUGGAAUGCACAGAAAGCCUGAAAAUCUGUCCCUGUCACCUGACCCCAAGGACCCAACUGCUUUCAUUCACCCUUUGUCACCUGCACCUUUAGGCAACCUCAUGCCCUUACAGAUGGGAACUGCAGAAAAAGCUGCUAAAAAUGGUGCUUUGGAACAAACUCAGAGAGUCAGUUUCCUCCGUUCCAUGACAGCUCUGCUGGACCCUGCACAGAUUGAGGAGAGGGACAGGAGGCGGCAGAAGCAGCUGGAACAUCAGAAAGUAAUAAUGGCUCAGGUGGAAGAAAAACGGAAGAAGAAGCAACUGGAGGAAGAGCAGAGAAAAUGGGAAGAACAGCAGGAAGAACUGCGCCUGGCACGAGAAAAAGCACAACUGCAGAAACAGUUUGAAGAAGAAAUGCUGAAACAGAAACAAAAGGAGGACCUUGCAAUUCUUAAGGCCAAAGAGCUUUACCAGACAGUGGAGAAAGCUCAGGAAUUAGCCCAGGGAUCAAAACAAGAGCAGCACAUUCCAGACUUGGCUCAGAAGGCACAUGACAUUUCAGAACUUCAGAACAGUCUUGGUGGUGGUGAUACAGAGUUUGGAAACUGUAAUUCUGGCAUUUCAGCAGGAAGCACCGAUUUCCCCGAUGGUGUGGGGAGUCCCCCUGAGCAGCAGGCCUCCCCUCGGAAGGACACAGCGGUGCAGACAGAUUGCUUUAAUACUUCAGCGUACACUGAGUCAGCUGAGGAAAGAACUGCAUGCUGUGAAUCACCUGCUAUUUCCAUAGAAUAUAAAGAAACCUCUAACAGCAAAAAAUACCAGAAGGAAAUGCAGUAUAUGGAUAAAAAUAAACUGUCAGGAAAAGAGACUGGCGGUAUUUACAGUGAUCUAUAUGAUCAAUAUGCAAGAAAAGAAAGACACAUUAAAUCUUCAGAAAAAUACAGCAAAAGACCUGACUGGAACAUAAACAAGCCCGGGAAAAGAUACAUUCCAGCCUCAGAAAGGUACCCAAAACCACUGCAGAAACAGAGGGAGGAGAACAAAGUGCGCCGCCAAAUGGAGCUGCUGCAGCUGCUGGAAAGGAACAGCCCCGGGCAGCUCAGCGCCAGGAGGGGGGGACACGCAGCCACGUCUCCCUCACCUCGGCAAGAAACGGCUGUGAGGAGCAAGGGCCACAGAGGCAGAAAGGAAGAAAAAUUUCAUAAGAAUCACUUGAAUGAAGAAAGAUCUGAAUCACCACCCGUUCCAGCAGUUAGGAAGAGAUUACUCCAAGUACAGCAAAGAGAGCUCCAAGCUUCUCAUUUGCUGGUGCAGGAGCAGCACGGUGGAGGAGAGGCCGAGUCCCAGCAGAGGAGCUGCCCCCGUGCCGAGCCCGCCAGGCCGCCCUCGGCUCAGUUCGUGCCCUACGUGCGCACACGGGAGGUUUUCUGCCUUCAGCCACAGACAGCGCUGAGCCAGCACCCGCAGCGCCACGAUUCUUACCAAAUGCCACGACAGAUUUUUAGCUCAGAUCACGUUAGAGAUCCUCUUCUAAAUCCUGAUGUAGUUACAAUCAGAGAGAGACAACAAGCAAUUCUUGAAGGAUUGUCAAAGUUACGGCAGGGCCUCCUGCAGAAGCAGAAGGAGUUGGAGAACACUCUGAUUCCCGUUGUAGCUCAAGAGAACUUCAUGCCACCGUUUUGAGAGGUGCAUAUGAAUGUUCUGAAUUCUUAAUAUGGAAAUGCACAGCACUUUGCUACUGUAAUUAAUUAUGAACCACCUCCAGCUUUUUAAUGAAAAUUAAAUUAUGAGAAUUUUGAUGGACUACAGGGUCAAGUUACUUUUUAUAUUGAAGAUACUUUAAACUCAUGAUGGUUUGUCUGUUUAGAAUGGUUUUCAUGCUACCUGAAGACAAGUAUCCAUUUAAUAUAAAACACCAAAAAUAUGGAAGUAAACUGUUACAUGGGUUUUUGUAGAACUCUGUGUGAAUUUUGAUGAAUAAAAAUAUUAAGAUGUAUUCUGAA